AUGUACCCACCCCUCCUUAAACCCAGUUUACCGAAUAUGGCAGUUCCAUUUAAAGAGCAGCGUCACUGCCGGACACUCAUUCAGUCUAUUGGAAACAACUACAGACUCCGUGCCCAGCACCUGAACCUGCAGAACCUGAAGAGUACCUUUCCUCAGGGACAACAUAAGAGAAGUCUUUUUGAAGCCUCCAGCAGUCCACCUAUGACACCUGAUGAGCAGCUCAGCAUUAUGCUAAGAGAAGAGGAGGAGAUGAGGGCCACACACCCCGGACCUACUAAAAGAGACUUGGAGAGGUACGCGUACUACAUCAACAAUGGAGUCCCCACCUCCACGUUGCCCCUCCCACCUCAACAGCAGAUGGUCAACAUCCUGCAGCGACUGCCUCCAGACCCUGAACAUAACAGGAAACGCUUUCAGGUUUUGAGGGAAGAAAUGAUACAGGAGGUCAAACAAUAUUAUUUCUUCAGUCUCAAGAAGGACAUAGUGGACUAUAUUCUAAUGGAUCCAUCUGAGUGCCAGCGACUGGCCAUAUCCUGCAUCCCGAAGCCUUUUCCCAGGAGGGUGAUUCGUGCACCAGUACCCUGGGCCCUUAGAAAGAAGGAAACCCAGAUUUGGCAGAAUCAGCAUCUUUGCACUGUCAGUCCUAUUAUGAUUAUGCUGCAGCAAGUCUGGAUAGACAGUUUCUCUUCCUUGAGGUUUGUGAAAUUGGAGGACCUGUUCUCCACCAACCUCCCACUCCCACCUUCAGAGUUUGAAGAUUUUGUCAAAAGACAGUGUCAAGCUACUAGAGAGGAGCUGCUUCAAACGUGGCUGCCUUGCUGUGAGUCCCUCCUUAAAACCAAUGAGAAACUGUGGAAGAAAAAGCAGAUGGGUCCAGCUGGUGUCCAGGAGUUCCUCAACUGUGUGACUGCUCUCAUGUCAUUGCACCUCCGAAGCUUGGUCACAGAAUCACUUCAGGACUUGCUACAAUUCUUCAUGAUACAUGAGAAUGGCAAUGACUUUGGGCUAGUGUUUGAUGACAUGAAAUACACUCAGCCCCAGGUACUGCUAGUAAAACUACAAGCGAGUGACGCUGGCAUCGAAUUUACUCCCAACUUUAAUAAUUGUUGGGAUUUUUGUAUUAGAAGGUCCUUUGAGACAAUUGUAACCAGUGCUCAGAACAUCCCAUCGGUGGAAGGUUGCAUCUCCCAAAAUAUCAAGAAUGCCCACCUUUCCAAUGUCCGCCAUGAUGAAUCAUUUUUCAAAAACAUUAUUACGAAAGCCAGAAAUAUUUGGGACAAGAACACAGUGGGACCUGAAAAGUACCUGAAAUGUCAUGCCAAAGGCAGCAAUCUACUUGGCGAUACAGCAAAGCAGGACAUAUCUGCAUUCCUCAGCAAGAAGCAGUCACUAGCAGGAUUAGCUGAAAAAAUUGAGAGCAUCAAUCAAUUAUGGAAUGAGGUUGCUUCACAGCACAUCACAGUGCCUUUGUCCAUGUUCUGUGUGGAUACUAGUGAUCUUAACGAUCACCUAUUUGUUUGUGCCGAGAGACUAAAAGACAGAAUAGUCAUGCCUGAAGUUGAGGAGAACCGGAGGCUUAACAAAGAGAUCUGUCAAAAGUACGAGGAGAUUACAGACACUGCUCGAGGUUCCCCUAAGACCACAGAGGAGUUGGUGUUUCUCAACCAGUACAUUGAAAAGAGCAAGGAUGUGACCAUUCAAAAGCUGAAAGGGGAUGUUGAAGCAGCAGCCUGCCGCCUUCGCUUUUUGAUGAACUUCGCCAGUCUGUCCUCUGAUGAUAUGGAGCUGAACGCCCAUGUUUUCCAGUGGCCCGAUCAGAUCCUGACUGAGCUUGAAAACAGCAAGGUUCGUCUGGCCAUCAUGAGAAAAAAGACUGAGAUCCAAAUCCAAACAAGGCUCUCUGAUUUUGUCCAGAAGCUGAAGGAUGUGGAGAAGCACAUAAAAUGUUUUGAGAAGAAGCAAGGGAUUUCCAUGUAUGAUGUAAAUUUAAAUGUAAAACAGAUCUCUGAAAUCACAUUCAACCUGGAGGCUGCUGUCACUGAGCUAGAGGAUACAAACAAAGAACAGGCUUUGCUUGGCAUGGAACAGAGUCAAUUCCCAAUACUCCAGGUUCUGAUCGCUGAGAAACAGCCUUAUGAGCAGCUGUGGAACACAGCGCUUAACUUUACUACCAUGUCAGAAAAAUGGAUGCAUGGUUCUUUCGUAGGUUUGGAUGCCGAGAAAAUCGCAGAUGAGCUAGACAUCAUGUUGAAGAUGAUAAAUAAAUUGACCAAGACUUUCUCACAGCUUUUUGGACCUUGCUGUGUUUCCAAAAGCUUCCAAAGUAAGAUGUACCAGUUCAAGGAGCAUCUGCCUGUCCUGAAAACCAUCUGCAACCCUGGCCUCAAAGAUCGCCACUGGGAGAAGAUUAGCAGCAUUGUGGGCUUUGAUGUCAAACCAGACGUAAACUCCUCACUGAUGAACAUGUUGAGCCAUGGGCUUUCCAGUUUUUCUAAGGACUUGGAAGAGAUUGGUGCAUCAGCAAGUAAGGAGUACUCUCUUGAAAAAUCUCUGGAUAAGAUGAAAGAAGAUUGGGCCAGUCUACAGCUGCCUCUCUGUGUCUACAGGGGUACCAAAAUUGUGUCUUCUCUGGAUGAUGUCCAAGUCCUUCUGGAUGAUCACAUCAUUAAGACGCAGACUAUGCGAGCCUCCCCUUUUAUUAAACCAGUAGAGACUGAGUGUAAGAAAUGGGAGGACAAGCUGCUGAGUGUGCAGGACAUUCUAGAUGCCAUGUUGAGGUGUCAGGCUACAUGGCUCUACCUGGAACCCAUCUUCAGCUCAGAGGACAUCAUUGCUGAGAUGCCUGAGGAGGGCCGCAAGUUUGUCAUUGUUGACAACUGCUGGAAGAGUAUCAUUGCUGAAGCCGAAAAAGAUACACAUGUUCUGGUGGCGACAGACCAGUCCAAUAUGCUGGAACGGCUGGAGGAGUCCAACAAGUUCCUGGAUGACAUUCAAAAAGGCCUCAACACUUACUUGGAAAUGAAGAGGCUCUUUUUUCCAAGAUUCUUCUUUCUGUCAAAUGAUGAACUGCUGGAGAUUCUGUCACAGACCAAAGAUCCCCUUUGUGUACAACCCCACCUGAAGAAGUGCUUUGAGGGCAUCGCUAAGCUGGUGUUUACUGAGGACAAGGAGAUUACUGGCAUGAUCAGUUCUGAAAAGGAGACAGUUCCUUUCAUAGAAAAGAUUGACCCAGCCCAAGCAAACGGAAUGGUGGAGAAGUGGCUGCUGCAGGUGGAGAACUUGAUGCUCAAAAGUGUUCGGCAUGUCAUCCAUCAAGGAGUAUUGCAGUAUGAAGAGUUGCCCCGGAAGAAAUGGGUGUUGCAGUGGCCUGGCCAAGUUGUCAUUUGCGCCUCCUCCAUUUUUUGGACAAGUGAAGUGUCUGAGGCCAUCCAAACCAACUCUCUGCCUGCUUAUGUGGAGAAGUGUAAUGCCCAGAUUGCUGACAUUGUGGAGCUGGUGCGUGGCAAGCUUCCAGGAGGGACAAGGAUGACCCUUGGUGCUCUUACUGUCAUAGAUGUGCACGCUCGGGACGUGGUGGCAAAAUUGGCAGAGGACCGCAUCUCCUCACUGGAUGACUUUGCAUGGAUUUCUCAACUGCGAUACUUUUGGGAAGAUGGAGAGGUGAUGCUGCGGAUGAUCACCACCUACCUAAAAUAUGGCUAUGAGUACCUGGGCAAUUCUCCUCGCCUGGUCAUUACACCGUUAACUGAUCGCUGCUACAGGACUCUAAUGGGGGCUUUGAAGUUGAACUUAGGAGGAGCUCCUGAGGGUCCUGCUGGAACUGGCAAGACUGAGACCACAAAAGAUCUCGCAAAGGCGUUGGCUAAGCAGUGUGUGGUGUUCAACUGCUCUGAUGGUCUGGACUACAAAGCCAUGAGUAAGUUCUUUAAAGGACUGGCACAGUCUGGAGCUUGGGCCUGCUUUGAUGAGUUUAAUCGUAUUGAGGUAGAGGUACUCUCUGUGGUGGCUCAGCAAAUACUCUCCAUACAACAAGCUAUUGCCAAGAAACUUGAGACUUUCAUGUUUGAGGGGACGGAGCUUUCCCUCAACCCAACCUGUUCUGUCUUCAUCACCAUGAAUCCAGGUUACGCUGGCAGGGCUGAGCUUCCCGACAACUUAAAGGCUCUUUUCCGUACAGUUGCUAUGAUGGUGCCAGACUAUGGUCUCAUUGGAGAGAUCUCAUUAUACUCCGUGGGGUUCAUUGACUCGCGCAGUCUUGCCCAGAAGAUAACGGCCAGCUACCGUUUGUGCUCCGAGCAGCUGUCGUCCCAGUCCCAUUACGACUACGGUAUGAGAGCUGUGAAGUCUGUGCUGACGGCUGCUGGGAAUCUUAAGCUAAGAUACUCUGAGGAGAAUGAGAGUGUGCUGUUGCUCAGGGCGCUGAUGGAUGUCAACAUGGCAAAGUUUCUGGCACAGGAUGUGCCAUUGUUUCAGGGUAUCAUCUCUGAUUUAUUUCCUGGAGUUGUCCUUCCAAAACCAGACUACGAUCACCUCCUGAAGGCUCUCAGUGACAACAUUGCAAAGCUUAACCUCCAGCCUGUUCCUUGGUUCAUUGGGAAAAUUAUUCAGGUGUAUGAGAUGAUGUUGGUACGUCAUGGCUUCAUGAUAGUCGGAGCCCCUCUUGGAGGGAAGACCUCUGCUUAUAAAGUUCUUGCUGCUGCCCUCAGAGACCUUUAUAAAGCCAAACUGAUGGAUGAGUUUGCAGUGAAUUAUUGCAUCCUCAACCCCAAAGCCAUCACUAUGGGCCAACUGUAUGGCUGCUUCAAUCCAGUCAGCCAUGAGUGGUCUGAUGGUGUCCUGGCCACAACUUUCAGGAAUCAGGCUAGCUCCACCUCAGACGAUCGACAAUGGAUCAUUUUUGAUGGGCCAAUUGAUGCUGUCUGGAUUGAGAACAUGAAUACUGUACUGGAUGACAACAAAAAACUUUGUCUGAUGAGUGGUGAGAUCAUUCAGAUGAGUUCCAAGAUGAGUCUGAUCUUUGAAGCUGCUGAUCUCGAGCAAGCGUCUCCAGCAACCGUCAGUAGGUGUGGUAUGAUUUACAUGGAACCUGAGGAGCUGGGAUGGGCUGCUUUAAGAGAUUCCUACAUGAACACAUUGCCUGAAGGCCUGGCUGUUGAGCAUAGACAGCUGAUCACGGACCUGUUUGAUUGGUUAGUUCAGCCCAGCCUGGACUUUAUCCAUAGAGAGUGCCGCCUCGUGGUACAGACAUCUCCCAUCCACUUAGUCUACUGUCUAAUCAAGCUGUACACCUGCCUGAUGGAUGAACUUUCUACACCAACGACCAAUAUGUCCAACGAGCAGAUAACCAUGUGGCUUCAGGGCCUUUUCCUCUUUGCUGUUGUGUGGUCUCUGGGGGGGACCGUUACAGGGGACAGUCGUAAGAAGUUUGAUGUCUUCUAUCGCGACCUGAUCACGGGCAUGGAUGUUGAACACCCUCCACCCAAGAACAUCAAGUUCAAAAAGAGCACCAUCUUCCCACAGAGAGGUUCUAUUUAUGACUACUAUUUCCAUAAGGAAGGGCAAGGACAGUGGAAAGUCUGGACUGAAACUAUCACUAAUGAGGAGAAUACCAUACCAGCUGGAGCCAAUGCGUCGGAUAUAAUCGUUCCCACCAUGGAAACAGCACGCCAGCUAUUUUUUCUGCACACCUAUCUAUCACAUGAAAUACCCAUGCUCUUUGUGGGACCCACUGGCACUGGCAAAUCUGUCAUCAACAAAAACUUCUUGGUCAAGCUGCCUAAGGAGCACUACACACCCAACUGCAUCAAUUUCUCUGCCCGCACUUCAGCUAAUCAGAUCCAAGACAUCAUCAUGGCAAAGCUGGACAGAAGGAGAAAAGGUGUCUUUGGGCCUCCAAUGGGAAAGAAGUGUGUCAUCUUUGUCGAUGACCUGAACAUGCCAGCUAAGGAAAAAUAUGGUGCCCAACCCCCAAUUGAGCUGUUAAGACAGUGGAUUGACCAUCACCACUGGUAUGAUUUGAAGGAAACCUCCAGGCUGGACAUUGUUGAUGUGCUGUUUCUGUCUGCAAUGGGGCCUCCCAGUGGUGGGAAGAAUGACAUUACUGGCCGUUUUACUCGUCACUUGAAUAUCAUCUCAUUUGAUUCCUUUGAUGAUGAAACACUUACCAAGAUAUUCGGCUCCAUUGUUGAUUGGCACUUCAGCAAAGGGUUUGAUGCUUCUUUUUUCAGGCUUGGCAAGAUCAUGGUCCAGGCUACUAUAGCUGUUUAUAAGAAUGCUAUUGACAGCUUUCUUCCCACACCAUCUAAGUCUCACUACAUCUUUAACCUCCGAGACUUUGCUCGAGUAAUACGAGGUGUGCUACUGGCUCCACAUACACACAUGCAGGAUGGAAAUAAACUGAUCCGUCUGUGGAUACAUGAGGUCUACCGUGUUUUUUAUGACCGACUCAUAGAUAACGAAGACAAAGAAACAUUUUUUAAUAUUGUCAAAGAAAACACCUCAAACUUCUUUAAGUUGAGUUUGGAAAAGCUCAUGAGCCACCUCAGUCCAGAUGGGAAUGUAGCAGAUGAAAUUAUCCGUAGCUUGUUCUUUGGUGACUACGCCAAGCCCGAUUCUGACAUGAAGGUCUAUGAUGAAGUCACCGACUUGCAUGCUCUGCAAGAAGUAAUGGAGUUCUACCUGGAUGACUACAACAGUAACAGCAAGACGCCCAUGUCUCUUGUAAUGUUCAAGUUUGCUAUUGAGCACAUUUCCCGCAUUUGUCGUGUGUUGAAACAAGACAAUGGUCAUCUUCUCCUCGUCGGUGUUGGUGGCUCAGGGCGUCAAAGUGCCACUAAGCUGAGCACAUCUAUCAACGAUUAUGUCCUGUUCCAAAUCGAGCUGACCAAGAACUACAGCAUGUCAGACUGGCGUGAUGACCUCAAACGAAUGAUGCUUAAGGCAGGCAUUGAGGGCCAGAGUCUUGUGUUUCUGUUCACUGACAGCCAAAUCAAGGAUGAGGCAAUGGUCGAAGACAUCGACAUGUUGCUCAACACGGGUGACGUGCCAAAUAUAUUUGCUCCUGAUGAACGAGCAACUAUUAUCGAGAAAGCGCAGGGUGUUGCACGAAUGGCAGGUGUAAGAAUUGACACAACCCCACUCUCUGUGUAUAACUUCUUCAUUGAUCGUGUCAAGGCCAAUCUUCACAUUGUGCUAGCCAUGAGCCCCAUCGGUGAUGCAUUCAGGAAUCGUCUAAGGAUGUUCCCGUCCCUCAUCAAUUGCUGUACAAUUGACUGGUUUCACGCGUGGCCCAAAGAUGCUCUGGAAAUGGUGGCCCACAAGUUCCUGGAGAGUGUGGAAAUGGAGAGUGAUAUAAAGCUGGAGGUGGUGGAGAUGUGCAAGACCUUCCAGACAAGUGUUAGAGAGAUGUCUCAAAGUUACUUCUCCACGUUAAGGAGAUACAACUAUGUCACGCCCAGCUCUUACCUUGAACUCAUCCUUACAUACAAGACUUUGCUCACCGUAAAUAGGACUGAAGUGAAUACAGCAAAAAAACGCUAUGUUGUUGGUCUAGAGAAAUUGGAAUUUGCUGCUUCUCAGGUUUCAGUGAUGAAACAGAAACUGACAGCCUUACAGCCAGAGCUUAUUCGAACCUCAGCUGAGACAGACAGUAUGAUGGUCAAGAUAGAGGGGGAAACAGUAGAGGUGGAUGCAAAGAAAAAGCUUGUGUCAGCUGAUGAAGAUGUGGCUAAUGAAGCAGCAGUUGCAGCCCAGGCCAUUAAGGAUGAGUGUGAGGCAGAUCUGGCAGAGGUAAUGCCUAUACUGAAGGCAGCUCUGGCUGCCUUGGACACUUUGAAGCCUUCGGACAUUACAGUAGUAAAGUCUAUGAAAAACCCACCAGGUCUUGUCAAACUUGUGAUGGAGUCCAUCUGUAUCAUGAAAGGCAUCGCUCCUGAAAGAAAACCUGAUCCAAGUGGCUCCGGUAAAAUGGUUGAGGAUUUCUGGGGGCCGUCCAAGAAACUCCUUGGAGACCUGAAGUUUCUAGAAAGUCUCAAAGCCUACGACAAGGACAAUAUUCCUGCACCGUACAUCAAGAAGAUCAGAGACAAGUUUAUUAAUAACCCUGACUUCCAACCAUCUGUCAUCAAAAACGUGUCCUCAGCAUGUGAGGGUCUCUGCAAGUGGGUGCGUGCAAUGGAGGAGUAUGAACGUGCAGCCAAGAUUGUGGCCCCUAAGAAGGAGCGACUGAAACUGGCUCAGGAAGAACUGACUCUACAGAUGGAAGUGUUGGCUGUGAAAAGAGCUGAGCUGAAAGAAGUGGAAGACAGACUUAAGUGUCUAAAUGAUACUUUUGGAGAAAUGAUUCAAAAGAAGAAAGACUUGGAGGACAACAUUAAUCUGUGUUCACAAAAACUGAUCAGGGCAGAAACAUUGAUUGGAGGACUGAGUGGGGAAAAGGAUAGGUGGACAGAGGCUGCAAGGCAACUGGAAAUUAGAUACACCAGUCUGACAGGCGACAUCCUCCUCUCCUCUGGGACUGUGUCUUACCUUGGAGCUUUCACAGUAGAUUAUCGUGUGAAGUGCCAGAAACAGUGGCACCUUCUGUGUCAAGAGAAGAAAAUUCCCUGCUCUGAGGACUACACCCUUAUUAACACUCUGGGUAACCCGGUGGCUAUCAGGGCAUGGCAGAUUGCUGGACUACCAGUGGAUUCUUUCUCCACAGAGAACGGCAUCAUUGUGUUUAACUCCCGACGAUGGCCCCUGAUGAUUGAUCCACAAGGCCAAGCCAACAAGUGGAUCAAGAACAUGGAGAAGGCUAAUAAACUUGCUGUCAUCAAACAGUCAGAUGGAAAUUAUGUGAGGACCUUAGAGAGCUGCAUCCAGUUUGGGACCCCAGUUCUUCUAGAACAUGUUGGAGAGGAACUUGAUCCGGUACUUGAUCCUGUGUUGCUGAAGCAGACCUUCAAACAACAGGGUGUGGAAUACAUGAAGAUAGGGGAGAAUAUUGUGGAAUAUUCUCCAGAUUUUCGGUUUUACUUGACCACUGGACUGAGGAACCCUCAUUACCUCCCUGAAGUGGCUGUGAAGGUCUGUCUUCUGAACUUCAUGAUUACUCCACAAGGCUUACAGGACCAGCUUUUGGGACUUGUAGCAGCUAAAGAGAAACCAGAACUGGAGGAGAAGAAGAACCAGCUCAUUAUGGAGAGCGCUGCCAACGCUAAGCAGCUGAAGGAAAUUGAGGAUAAAAUCUUAAAAGUGCUCUCCUCCUCUCAGGGGGACAUCCUAGAAGAUGAGACUGCUAUUAACAUCCUGUCAUCCUCUAAAAUACUCUCUGAGGAGAUCUCUGAGGAGCAAGAAAUUGCCAGUGUCACUGAGAAAGAGAUUGAUGACACUCGCAUGGGCUACCGUCCUGUAGCUGAGCACUCUGCCAUCUUGUUUUUCUGCAUCUCAGAAAUGGCUAACAUCGAGCCCAUGUACCAGUACUCCUUGAUGUGGUUCAUCAACCUCUACAUUCAUUCCAUCUCCGAGAGUCAAAAAAGUGAGGACAUAGCCGAAAGAAUCACUAGCAUCGUCGAGCACUUCACCCUCAACAUCUACCAUAACGUCUGCCGCUCACUUUUUGAGAAGGACAAGCUGCUCUUUUCACUCCUGCUCACUGUAGGCAUCAUGCAGGGUAAGGGCCAGGUUGACGAUCAAGUCUGGCGUUUCCUCCUAAGUGGUGGCAUUGCUUUGGAUAACCCGCAUCCUAACCCUGCCCCGGACUGGCUGUCUGACAAAGCUUGGUCAGAGAUUGUUCGGGCCUCCAAACUUCCAAACCUGGAUGGGUUUUUUAAGCAUGUCCAAGAUAACACCUUAAAAUGGAAGACUCUUUACGAUUCAGGAAAGCCUGAUAAGGACCAGUUCCCUGACCAGUGGAGUAAGUUGGUGGGACUGGACCGAAUGGUGGUGAUCAGGUGCUUCAGGCCAGAUAAACUGGUCCCAGCUGUGCAGGAUUUUAUAGUGGGUAACAUGGGACAACCUUUCAUUGAACCACCCACCUUUGACUUGGCCAACUGUUACAAAGACUCAAGCUGUUGCUCUCCUCUCAUCUUUGUGUUAUCCCCGGGAUCUGAUCCAACUGCAGGUCUGCUGAAGUUUGCAGAUGACCUCGAAAUGGGAGGUAGUAAGAUCCAGACCAUUUCUCUUGGUCAAGGACAGGGACCCAUAGCUGCUCAGAUGAUUAACAAAGGUGUAAAGGAGGGCACCUGGAUUGUACUGCAGAACUGCCACUUGGCCAGCAGCUGGAUGCCCACGUUGGAGAGAAUCUGUGAAGAAACCAUCACCCCAGAGAACACACAUCCUAGGUUUAGGUUGUGGUUAACCAGUUACCCAUCUGACAAGUUCCCAGUUAGCAUUCUGCAGAAUGGGAUGAAGAUGACGAAUGAGCCUCCUAAAGGGAUUAGAGCCAACCUGUUGCGCUCUUAUCUGAGUCACCCCAUCUCUGAUCCGGACUUCUUUGGCAGCUGCAAGAAAGAGGUCAUUUGGCAGAAGUUCCUUUUUGGGCUCACUUUUUUCCACGCUCUGGUGCAGGAAAGGAGGAACUUUGGACCCUUGGGUUGGAAUAUUCCUUAUGAGUUUAAUGAUUCUGACUUGCAAAUCAGCACUAAGCAGAUCCAGAUGUUCCUUGAUGACUAUGAUGACGUCCCACUAGAGGCACUCACAUAUCUUACAGGCGAGUGCAACUAUGGUGGCAGAGUGACAGAUGACAAAGACAGACGUUUGCUGCUCUCACUUCUGUCUAUCAUCUAUUGCCGGGACCUGAUUGAACAGGACUGCUACCACUUGUGUGACGGGGAUCUGUUUUAUGUUCCUGCUCAUGGACCCUAUCAGGUGUAUGUUGACUACAUACGGACCCUGCCAAUUAGUGCUGAUCCUUUUGUAUUUGGACUUCACAGCAACGCAGACAUCACAAAGAAUAAUCAAGAGACCAAUCAGCUCCUGGAGGGAGUGUUGCUGACUCUGCCAAGGCAGUCUGGUGGUGGGGCCAAGUCCCCUCAGGAUGUAGUGGAGGAGCUUGCAGAGGACAUUUUAUCUAAGCUGCCAGCAGACUUUGACUUACAAAUGGUGAUAGAAAGAUACCCAGUCAUCUAUGCAGAGUCUAUGAAUACCGUUUUGACGCAGGAAAUCAUCCGCUUCAACAGACUUACAGAUGUGGUGCGUGUCAGCUUGAUAAACAUCUGCAAAGCUUUGAAGGGCCAGAUUGUCAUGUCCUCUGAGCUUGAGGAUGUAUUUAACAGCAUGAUAUUGGGCAAGGUGCCCACCAUGUGGAUUGCAAAGUCAUACCCCUCUCUCAAACCACUGGGGGGCUACGUGACCGAUCUAUUAGCGAGGCUACAGUUCCUACAAGACUGGGUUGAUAAGGGCCCCCCCAGUGUCUUCUGGCUCUCUGGCUUUUAUUUCCCUCAGUCAUUUCUAACUGGAGUGUCUCAGAACUUUGCCAGGAAACACACUAUUCCCAUUGACUACAUUGGUUUUGAAUUUGAGAUUACCAAAGAAGAGACCCAUGUGGAUGAAAAGCCAGAGGACGGAGCAUAUGUGAAGGGUCUCUUCAUGGAAGGGGCACGCUGGGACAGGCAGAAUAUGGUCAUAGCCGAGUCCUUACCCAAGAUUCUCUUUGACACAUUGCCCGUCAUCAAGCUCAAACCAGGUGAAAUGACCAAAUUUCAACAUGAGAACAUCUAUGCUUGUCCUGUUUACAAAACCAGUGCUCGUCGAGGGACCUUGUCCACCACUGGGCAUUCCACCAACUAUGUCCUGUCUAUGGAGCUGCCCUCUGACAAGCCACAGAAACACUGGAUUAACCGAGGAGUGGCAUGCCUCUUGCAGCUGGAUGACUAAGAAUUA
Molecule: messenger RNA, 11862 nt
Organism: Cololabis saira (Pacific saury)
Lineage: Eukaryota; Metazoa; Chordata; Actinopteri; Beloniformes; Belonidae
Gene: dnah3
Product: dynein axonemal heavy chain 3
Exons: 59
Coding region: 1-11856 (3951 amino acids)
Biological process (GO): microtubule-based movement
Cellular component (GO): dynein complex
Molecular function (GO): minus-end-directed microtubule motor activity; ATP hydrolysis activity; dynein light intermediate chain binding
Source: RefSeq, a predicted model, not a curated record